Molecule: messenger RNA, 441 nt
Organism: Cucurbita pepo subsp. pepo (vegetable marrow)
Lineage: Eukaryota; Viridiplantae; Streptophyta; Magnoliopsida; Cucurbitales; Cucurbitaceae
Source: RefSeq, a predicted model, not a curated record
AUGGGUCUCGUAAAGAUUUCCUUGUCUCUCUUUUGUAUCUUCUGUAUCACUAUCCUUCCUUCGUCUCUCGCUCAAGACUCCCCUCAAGACUAUGUUGAUGCUCACAAUAUUGCUCGUUCUCAAGUGAGCGCUGUCCAAGUUGGCAUCAAACCCAUCCAGUGGGAUGAAGAACUUGCAAACUACGCUACCCAAUAUGCCAAUGAACGUAGCAACGACUGUCAAUUGUUGCACUCUAAUGGGCCUUAUGGCGAGAAUCUUGCAAUGCAUUCUAGUGGAAUGACAGGCAUUGAAGCAGUUCAAAUGUGGGUGGAUGAGCAACAAUUCUACGAUUAUGCCUCCAACACCUGCACGGAAGGAAAAAUGUGCGGCCACUACACUCAAGUUAAACGUCGACGAAAAAACUGGCUGAAGAAAAAUUUCUUCCAACGAAAAAACAGCUGA